Molecule: messenger RNA, 3234 nt
Organism: Bipolaris victoriae FI3
Lineage: Eukaryota; Fungi; Ascomycota; Dothideomycetes; Pleosporales; Pleosporaceae
Exons: 3
Coding region: 1-3234 (1077 amino acids)
Biological process (GO): mismatch repair
Cellular component (GO): MutLalpha complex
Molecular function (GO): ATP-dependent DNA damage sensor activity; ATP hydrolysis activity; mismatched DNA binding
Source: RefSeq, a predicted model, not a curated record
AUGGCCACAAUCAAGGCCAUAGAAAGCCGCUCUGUGCACCACAUACAGUCGGGCCAGGUCAUUGUCGACCUACAGUCUGUCUGCAAGGAGCUGGUGGAAAACAGCAUCGAUGCAGGCGCCACGGCCAUUGAGGUGCGCUUCAAGAACUACGGCCUCGACACCAUAGAAGUCCAGGAUAACGGCUCUGGCAUCUCGCCCGAAGAUUACCAAACCAUUGCCCUCAAGCACUACACCUCCAAGCUUGCCACCUACGACGACCUCACGUCACUGCAGACUUUCGGUUUCCGUGGCGAGGCAUUAUCAUCGCUAUGUGCCCUUUCCAAAUUUCACAUCAUCACAAGCCGAGCCUCAGAUGGGCCAAAGGGCACCAGACUCGACUUCGAGCAGUCGGGCAAGCUCAAGGGAACAUCGGUCGUGGCUGCUAAGCAGGGCACUACUGUCGUGGUCGACACUCUGUUCCACAAUCUACCCGUCAGGCGAAAGGAACUCGAGAAGAACAUCAAGCGCGAAUACAACAAGGUCCUACAGAUAUUGAAUGCAUAUGCGUGCAUAAGUGUUGGGGUCAAGUUUUCAGUCAGCAAUCAGAUACCCAAAGGGAAGAAAACAAUAGCCUUUGCAACCAAUGCAAAUUCCAGCACGCGGGACAACAUCUCCAAUGUGUAUGGUGCAAAAACAGUGACCGCUCUCAUACCCCUCAACCUCGAGUUCAUCAUGGACCCCUCCAAUAGGCCGGGCGCCACACAAAGCAUCAAGGUCUCGGACGCACAAGAAGACAUAGCAUCGCGGACUGUCAAGAUAGUAGGUCACAUAUCCCGUCCAGUCGUGGGCGAGGGUCGUCAGACGCCAGACAGACAAAUGUUCUUUGUAAACUCGCGGCCCUGCAACCUGCCUCAGGUUUCCAAAGCAUUCAACGAAGUCUACAAAUCCUACAACAUCACACAGUCUCCUUUUGUCUUUGCUGACAUCAAACUUGACACAAACGCCUACGACGUCAAUGUAAGCCCAGAUAAACGCACAAUCAUGCUCCACGACCAAGCUGUGCUCCUGGAGAAUAUCAAAGACUCAUUACUUGAGUUGUUCCAAGGACAUGAACAAAGUGUGCCUCAGUCCCAGCUGCUAAAAAAUAAAAUACCGACAUCUGCCUUUAAACCUCCUACGAUCCAACCUCGUGAAAGCACCAAGUCUGUACAAGAAAGCGACCAGAGCGAUUCAGAAGACUCGGAUGGCGAUGGGGUGGUGAUACAAGAGAGCUCUAAAAGAGUUCCGACGCGCGACAUACCUGAUGUGGUUAACCGUCCCGGAUUUGUGAAAGCGAGCCUUCUCGAACGAUUCCCUGGCCACGACUCUGAAGACCACACGACUCGUCCACCACAUAGCCUUGCAAGAGACAGUUCGCUGCAUAAUGAUGAGGGCCAUCCAUUCGAGGCGGCUCGUCCACGAUCACAAUCUCCAUUAUUUGAACCCGAGGUAAACGCAGAUAAUGAUGCUGCUGCUGAGCACCCGCAGCUCCCCAAGGCCAUUCAAGAUUUCAAUGCACGUGUGGCGUCUCAGAACCCUCGCUCGGUGGGACUAACACGCCUAUCAGUGUCUGCUGAACCUGAUCAACAAGGCGAAGGUGCAGAACAGCCAGUCCCAGCGAUAAAGCAAACUCCCCAGAAGCCGUUAUCGCAAAGUACCAUUCAGAAUGCUUUUGAUCGUAUGCGCCCCAUGCGAACACCGGUUCAGCAAGCCACAAUAACUGUUGGAGAUACUACAACUGUCUCUACAAUUGGUACUGGUAGCCAUUCGGUAGCUUCACGGCGAUCGAGGAUACACAUUCCCAAGUCUUCUUCUACCAAGUCAUUAGAUCAGACGCCAAAUAAAAGCUUGCUCAAGAAGGGCUUGGGCGGGUUCGCCGCACCAGGCACACAAUUGAAGAGCAGUGACGAGGAUGCGGAUGAGGAUGAAGACGAAGACGACGAGGGUGAGGGUCACAAUAACACGACCCAUAUGCCAAUACGCUCUCCCUCUCCUGUCAAACGCUUACUAUCUAGAGUACUUGAGGGGCCACAUAUCAACAACCCGACUGCCUUAUCCCGUGCUUCUACAGAUCGCUCAUUGUCGAUCUCUGACGGACCCUCGGAUACUGAGCCUGUUGGUGUUGUUGAAAAAGAACCAGGGGCAGCUGGCGGAGAUUCGGACGAUGAGUAUGAAGAUGAUACCGAGAAGAAGGCCAGAGAGGAAGCCAGGUUUACUAAGCUAAUUGUGGAGGCUGAAGAGACUGCGGCUCAGCCCAGUGAGAUGAGCCUGAAGCGUGCCGACAAGCUCUUUACGGGUACACAAAAGAAGUACUGGACUAUCAACCUGAGACGCGUCAUCAAGACCAAUAUCGAAUCGAUUGCCCGCCAUGCACAGCACAUUCAACCCUCUAUCGAUGCGUCUCGAGCAGAAGUUGAUCAAACGGCAAUACUGUCUACUGAUGCCCAGUCAAACGGAGAAGAGGCAGAAGAACGCCUCAGUCUAACAGUAACAAAAGCUGACUUUGGAAAAAUGCGCAUCAUCGGUCAAUUCAACCUAGGCUUCAUCAUAGCCGUGCGACCCCCAACCUCAACAUCGCCAAACUCUCACCUCUUCAUCAUCGACCAGCAUGCCAGCGACGAAAAAUACAACUUUGAACGCCUCUCCGCAACCACCAAACUCGUCUCCCAGCGUCUCGUGCACCCCCACCCCCUCGAACUAACCGCCGUAGAAGAAGAAAUCAUCCUCGCAAAUCAAUCCACCCUAGCCGCCAACGGCUUCGUCGUCGAGCUCAACCCUACAUCCGACACCGAACCCCAGCCCGGCACCCGCGCAAGCCUCACCUCCCUCCCCAUGUCCAAAGAAGUAACCUUCACCCCGUCCGACCUCGAAGAGCUCCUCUCUCUCAUCCUCGACAAUCCCCCUUCCUCCUCCACUUCCUCAUCCUCAGCAUACAUCUUGCGUCCCUCCAAAGUCCGCAAGUUACUCGCUAGCCGCGCGUGCAGGAGCUCGGUUAUGAUUGGCAAGACGCUCAAGACGCAGCGUAUGCGUGAGAUUGUGAGACAUAUGGGGGGUAUGGAUAAACCGUGGUCGUGUCCGCAUGGACGGCCGACGAUGCGGCAUUUGUUGGAUUUGGAGAAGUGGGUGGGGUGGAGGGAGGGGGAGGGGGUUGUGGGGGUUGAGGUCAAAGGAGAGAAGACGGAUUGGGGGGAGUAUUUGAGCAAGAGUAGGGGGUGA